CUCAACACGCCGCCCAACGGUACGACAGAGCAAUACAGGCAUUACCAUCACAUUAGAUUGGCUUAACCUUACUAUACAAGAUUAUCAAGCCACAUUGUUGAAUCCCUUCACUUCGAUUUCUACAUAGCCAAGACACAAAACUCCCAUCCGAAUUCCGUACUGACAUGACCGUUUCUUCCAUGAUGUCUCUUCUGCACAACGCCUAACGUUCCCUUUCAUCAUUUACGAGUUGUGAGCUCAUAAACCACAAUCAUUGUAUAAAAUCGACCGUCCUGUACAUAUCAUUUCUACAAGAGAUCGCAAAAACACUCAUCAAAUAUUUUCCACUAUGGCGCCGUCGUACGAAUCAGGGUCAUUUAUAUGGUUCAAUCGGAGGAUACACAGGACUUUCAUUUUAGCAAUGUGUAUAUUGUAAGUCCGUUUUUUUCUCGAACUGGAGAAGAUUGAGUGAUGAUAAACGAUAAGAUUCAACCCCGUCGGGUUUUCCAUGCAUGUUGGGAUCCCGGAAAUCCGGUCUAUGCCGUCAAUGAUUCUAGUGACACACAGUCUAGACAUUAAUUCUAACAUUUUGCAGAAGUUUGCUUAUGUUGGUCGUUUACCAUCAAUACAACUGGUCGUCGAUAUCAAAUAUCCAUUUAGACAAACUAGCAUCAGGAGGGUCGGGCGCAGUCGGUGGUGAUCCUAUAGCGGCACUGGACCAGACACGCGUUGCCCUCCUCCUCGAGACGCGCCCCUUGCCUCAUAUUCCCGCACUGCUCGCACAUUUCAUGUCCGUUUUACCAGAACCAUGGGUUUUCCGCUUCGUUGGAUCACCCGAGGCCAACUCUCUUAUUUUGGCUUCCUCAUCUCUUUCUGCACACGUUAAAACCGGGAAACUAGUCAUUACCGAGCUCCCCGGAAAAUACGCCAUCACAGACCCAGAGACUAUAAGCAUGACUCUUACCGAUCCAACUUUCUACAAAGACUUUCUUGCCCCUGCGAAAUGGCUUCUUGUGUUUCAAAGUGAUUCAAUUAUAUGUGCAGCCUCCAAGCAUAAUAUAGAAGAAUACGUUUCCGCAAACUAUUCCUGGGUGGGUGCUCCAUGGAACAUGGUCGUAAAAGGCGGAAAUGGAGGAUUGAGUCUCAGACAUAUCCCUCCAAUUCUCAAAGUGCUCGAAAAAGAAGCCCGUCGGCCGGGUGAUCCGUGGGAAGAUCGUUGGAUAUGUGAUCGUCUCCUAGAGUCGGACGCUACAAAGAUGCCUGGACCGGAGGUAGAAGCAACGUUCAGCGUCGAAAGUCAGUGGUAUGAAAAACCUUUUGGCUAUCAUUUGAUAGGAAGUGGUAAAACCCUGGUUCCAGAUAUCUGGGACAAUAAGGAGCGCAGAAAGCAUAUUUUGCAAUAUUGCCCAGAAAUAAAAAUCGCCUUGGAUAUGGACUUGCUCAGGGAAGCAGAGAGACUGGCCAAGGAAGUCGAGGAAUUAAAAUCUCCCAAGACCGGUGCGGGAAAAGAGAAGGAAAAGGAAAAGGAACUUAGUUAGAUGAACUCUGAAGAUGGAAAGAAGACUAUAUGAAAACACGAUUUACCAUACAUACAACAAUCAAGAUAUAAAUAAUGCCUGCGACAUAAUGAUAUGAGCAUUAAUAAUGCGCAGGAUAUAUAGACUUGCAGCUCUUAUCCCUCUAUUUACGACAGAAUGGUAAGAAUUCGAAUUAUCAUAACAGUAGGAGCUGAUGAAGGGACUCUUAAACAACAUUGAUUAUUGCAUAUCUAUCUUCGACACCCAUCCA
Molecule: messenger RNA, 1767 nt
Organism: Sclerotinia trifoliorum
Lineage: Eukaryota; Fungi; Ascomycota; Leotiomycetes; Helotiales; Sclerotiniaceae
Source: the annotation of a GenBank genome assembly